CGCAUCCAUCACUAGAGCCACGCUGAGAAGAGAGUGAAGGAGGAGCAGUCUGGAAAUUCUUUUCAACUUCUGAAUUCGUCUCAUAUCUCUUUCUACGAGGACACCAAAUAGAGUCUUGAUUUAUCUACGCAACAUUCUUGAGUUUUUCAACAUUGAAGAAAGCGUACAACCAGCAACAUGUGUACAGGAAAGUGCUCUAAGUUCAUUGCGAUCCCGCUCUAUGUCCUGGCGGGGGUCUCAAUCAUCUGUAACAUCAUUGCGUUCUUCCCUGGCUGGUCGACGAAGUACGCUCAGGAAGACAGAGAUGGGAAUGGAGACCGGAUCACAGAUGAGGUUAAAUAUAUGGGAGGGUUCAUCGGCGGUGGACUCAUGUGCCUUAUCCCAGCCAUCCACAUCCACCUGACCAGCAGUAAUGGUUGCUGUGCCAACCGCUGUGGGAUGUUUCUGUCCAUUGGGUUUGCUGCUGCUGGGGUUGUUGGAGCUCUGUACAGUUUGGCUACGGCUGCCCUGGUCCUGGCCAACGGGCCUGUCUGCUUAUUCAAGGCUCCAGGUGACAAAGAUGCAAGUUGGGGGAGGCCCUUCUUGGACAACAAUGGCAGCUACCUGGGUGACAGUGAACUCUGGGCGACUUGUGAAGAGCCAGAGAAUGUUGUGGAGUUUAAUAUCGGCCUGUUCGCCACUCUACUUGUGGCUGCUAGUGUGGAGCUGGUGCUGUGUAUAAUACAGAUGGUCAACGGACUGUUCGGAUGCAUCUGUGGUACCUGUGGCGGAAAGGAGUAGGAAGCGUGAUGAUCAAUGAUGACCAUCGACUGUGACCAUUUUUCAACCACGACCACUUGAGGACCGUAAAGAACUGACAGCAACAACCCUUUUGCUCUCCUUCGUCAAGAGGAAUGAAUGGUUAUUUGAAGAGUGAUUAUAAUUGACUUUAUCUUUGCUCUGGGGCCUAGAGUAUUUAUGAUAUACACAUCAGUGACUGUAAUAUGUAGUUUAUAGUCAUGUUUAUAUUGGUAUGACAUUUGCAUCUUCUGUAAAUUGUGUUUCUCAUGUUUUAAUUUAAUUCUAUGCAGAUUUUAAUUUGUUUCAUUUUGUAAUAAAGGCUGAAAAAUGUUUCUUCAA
Molecule: messenger RNA, 1119 nt
Organism: Oncorhynchus keta (chum salmon)
Lineage: Eukaryota; Metazoa; Chordata; Actinopteri; Salmoniformes; Salmonidae
Product: transmembrane 4 L6 family member 5-like
Exons: 5
Coding region: 178-780 (200 amino acids)
Cellular component (GO): membrane
Source: RefSeq, a predicted model, not a curated record